This is a messenger RNA of Thamnophis sirtalis, 2659 nucleotides long. RefSeq names its product immunoglobulin superfamily member 8 (gene IGSF8). The record is from RefSeq and is a predicted model, not a curated record. Gene Ontology annotation, cellular component: membrane. Lineage: Eukaryota; Metazoa; Chordata; Lepidosauria; Squamata; Natricidae.
CCGCUGGCCGCCCAGCUCGGCGGUGCCAGGAAGGUCCAGCUGCCCCCGGGGCCCUUGUACCGCGUGGAAGGCGCCACCCUGGCCAUUCCCUGCAACGUCUCCGAGUUCGAGGGUCCUCCUCUGCAGCAGUUUGAGUGGUUCGUGUAUCGCCCGUCGGCUCCCGACAUCUCCAUCGGCAUGGUCAGCACGAGGGACCCCAACUUCCCUUACGCGGUUUUUGGGGCCCGGGUGCAGGCCGGCAACGUCUCCAUCCUGCGCCUUCGGGGCGAUGCUGUGGAGCUGCGUGUCAGGGCGGUCCGGAUGGAGGACACGGGGGUCUACGAGUGCUACACGCCCACCACCGACUCCAAGUACCAGGGCAGCUACAGUGCUAAGGUGGAGGUCAGAGUUAUCCCCGACCAGCUCGCUGUCUCCGCUGCCCCUCCCUCUGCUGCAAAGCCCCCUCUCUUGGGCCGGGGGGCUCCUCCCCCUGCCCAGAUGGUGCUUCUGGAGAGCCAGGACCUGCUGCUCACCUGCUCCGUGGCCAGCGGGACCCAGCAACACACCCACCUCUCGGCCUCCUUCACCGUCUCCGCGCCCGGCAGUCCCCGGCUGCAGCAGGAGGUGAUCGGGCUGCGGCGGGACUUUGCCCUGGAAUCAACCGGGCGUUUUGCCCAGCGGCGCCAGGCCCGGGAGCUCUCCCUGGUCAAGCUGGGCGACUGGAAGUACCAGAUGGCGCUGGACCGGCUCAGGCCAGAGGACUCCGGGACCUAUCACUGCGCCGCCGGGGAGUGGAUCCAGGAUCCUGAUGGCAGCUGGCAGCAGAUCACUGAGAAGCGGGUGGCGCUGGCCGAUGUCUCCGUUCAGAGCAUAGUGAGCCAGCUCUCGGUGUCUGCCGGCCCCCCCAGAGCCCUGCUGAGCCCCGGAGACUCCCUGGAGCUCUUCUGCAAUGUCUCCGGAGCCGCCGUCCUCCUCCUGCCCCACGUGGCCUUGGCCGUCAGCUGGGAGCUGCGGAAGGAGGCUGACGGGGAUGGGCAUCUCGUCGCCCGGCUGGAGGCCAGCGGAGGGCUUGUCCUGAGCCAGAACUACGCCAACCGCAACGUGGGCAGGAGGCACGUCUCCCUGCAGAAGCUGGCCUCCCCUCUGGGCGCUUUCCUGCUGCGGAUCGAGUCGGCCCAGCCGGCGGACGUGGGCUCGUACCGCUGCGAGGUUCAGGCCUUUUCGCGGUCUCUGAGCGCAGAGCUGCAUCCGUUGGCCACCCUGAGGUCCGAGGUGAUCAGCGUGGAGGUCAAGUCCCAAGCGGUGGUGCUGGGGGCCGUCGCAUGGCUGCCCUGGCCCACCCUCCACCGCGGCAGCACAGCCGACCUCCGGUGCAACGUCUCCGUGGAAUCGGCUCAGGACGUCCACCUGGCCCUCAGCUGGUGGGCAGAGCUGCCCCAGCCGGACUCCUCCCCGCUCGGGGUCCUCCUGGCCUCCGUGGACCGCGAGGGGGUGGCGCAGCUGGAGAAGACGCCGUCCGGAGGGGCCCUGAGCGUGGAUAAAGUGGGGCCCCAGAGCCACCGUUUGCGCCUGCACGCGGUCCAGCCGUCCGAUGAAGGGGGCUACUAUUGCGCCGUGACUGCCUGGGUGCGCUCCCCUGACCGCAGCUGGUACCAGGCGGCUUCGGCAAAGUCCAACGUGGUCACUGUGUACCCGUAUCCCCUGGCCAUGGACACCCUGCUCAUCCCUCUGGCGGUCGGCAUCUCCAGCGCCCUCCUCCUGGGGGUCUCCAUCCUGGUCUCGGUCACCUGCUGCUUCAUGGCCAGGCUGCGCAAGAGGUGAACACCGGCCGGGAGGCCAGAGCUUUGCAAUCUUGCUAGUCACCAAGAUGGUUUCUCCUCAGCCGAAUCUCUCUGCUCUGUGCCGGUGUCCGUUUUGCCCGAGGGCAGGUGGGGGGGCACUUCCCCUCCCCCCCCUCCCCUCCAUCUGCAGACCCCUUUGCUGCUGCUCUUCUGGGCCACAUUGGCGGCUGCUUCCUGCUCAUCAAGGCGGCCGCGUCUCCUGGCGGUUGGGACUCUGGCGGAGCACGGCUGCCCCCUGGAGACUCCCCUGAAGGGCAAAUGUGGGCGCCCGUCUCCCACCACCCGGAUUCUGCCAAAUGGACCCUUGAGGGAUCGGGCACCCUUCCGUCCCACACCUGGCCUCCCGAGGACCUGAGCCUCCCCCUCCCCUGGCUUCCCUUGGUUUCCGGGUGCCAAGGCUGCUGCCGGAGUCCCUGACAGGCACAGGGAGAUGCCGUAGCAGGCGGCUGCAGCCCAGCAGGGAGACCGGCCACCGCAGGGGCUGCCCAGCAGAAAAGCCGGAGCAGAGCGGACAACGGUUCUUUCGAAGAAGAGCGUCUCUCUGUCAGCAGCUGGGCUGUUCCCAGCCAGGGGGGUCUGUUUCUGCAAGCGUCCCAAGGACUCAGUCCCAGCAGGCACCUCUGGACUUUUGCAGCCAAGCAGCAAAGGACGCUAGUCCCUCGAAGGACGCUAGUCCUCUUUAAGUCAUUUGUGUUGUGUGAGUGUGUGCAUGCAAGCAGGAGGCCCUCCUUUGACUCCCUCCUUCCGUUGCCAGCAGGGGGGGCCUGGCUGUGCCCACCACUCAGUGCCCGUCCAGAGAGGGUGGCUUUGGGCUCCUGGCAUCCUACGGGCGCCUUCUG